Messenger RNA from Helobdella robusta, 861 nucleotides. RefSeq lists its product as hypothetical. Lineage: Eukaryota; Metazoa; Annelida; Clitellata; Rhynchobdellida; Glossiphoniidae. The record is from RefSeq and is a predicted model, not a curated record. The transcript is spliced from 5 exons. Bases 1 to 861 code for a protein of 286 amino acids.
AUGGCCCAACUUUGCAAUAAAGUCUCCACCAACACCAACCCCAAUAACUUAACCAUCGUCAUCAUCAUCAUCAUUACCAUCGUCACUGUUGCUGUUGAAGCUGCUUCAAGUUGGAAUGACGUCGAUGGCGGUAAAGCUCUUGCAGUAGUUGCAGUAGUGGUAGUAGUGGUAAUCAAACUGGCUUCAAAUGCUUAUUGCCUCCCCAUAUCGGCUUGCGAUGCCAGUACCUUAACGCUAGUGAAUGCUGACAUCAUAAGGAUUGCUGAUGACGUCAGAGAUGAGUUGCUAUUGGUCGAAUGCCAGCCAAACCACGUAUUUUUCAAUGGCGAAUCAGAAGCUAAGAUAACAUGCAAGACUGGAAACAAGUGGUCGGCCAGCAAGCUAACCUGCAUUGCUAAAAACUACCCGACUUUAGUUCCGCCAGAGCAACUCUUCGACUCCCGUUAUUACGUAGCGGCUCUUAUUAUGUUCGCCCUCAUGUUUGUCUUCUUAAGGAUUUUAUACUUCGUACUAUCCGGGAUUUUCCUAAGAGGAAAAGGAGAAGAAGGGAGUGAGGAAAAACCGAAAAGAUGCGAUUGCCUCUGCCCGUGCUCUUGCCCAACUUUUCUGGAGAGAAUGGUUGGGGCUAGGAAGAGAGAUGUUGAAGAAGAGAGAGGAGAGGAAGAUGAUGAGGGCCCUGAUAGUGCAGAGGAGGUUGAAGGGGAGCAAGCAGUGGAUGGAACAACAGAGACUACGUUGAACGAGAAUUUUGCGCCAGAAGCCCUGGACGAUGAAAAAAAUGUGGCUAGUGAGUCGGUCGCUGCUGGUACUACUGCUUCGGGAGAGGCUCCGAAAUCUGCCAAGCAAAGUGAGAAAGAAUAA